Messenger RNA from Ramularia collo-cygni, 2328 nucleotides. RefSeq lists its product as uncharacterized. The transcript has a single exon. The coding region runs from base 1 to 2328 and encodes 775 amino acids. Gene Ontology annotation, molecular function: protein binding. The record is from RefSeq and is a predicted model, not a curated record. NCBI's taxonomy places the organism in Eukaryota, Fungi, Ascomycota, Dothideomycetes, Mycosphaerellales, Mycosphaerellaceae.
AUGCCGCCAUGUCUCCUCGCUAUCCGCUCGCUUCUUCCUUCCGCUAGUCGCACUCGUCGGUCAAUUCUCCCCUCAUUUCCUCCAUUUCCGCCAACAUUCCAUUCCUCCCAUUCAACAUGGCGAUCCCCAGCACAGAAUCGCCAUGGCAUCGCACGCGACGGCGACGGCGAGCCACACCAGCAGGAUGAAGAGGAGAUUUCCUCCAUUCCCCCGGACCCUUCAGGAGAUUCACCCAUCUACACGGCGCAACGACCUCUGGGCCACGAAACGGAGGUGCAUCGCGAACCAUAUGUCUCGGCAUCGGGGUCGAGGAUCAUCAGCUUGAUGGCGCCCGCAUCGCCCGGUAACACCACCUACGCCACGCAGUGGGACACGGCCUUUGCCAAGUUGCGGCUGUUGGGGUACUCGGAGCGGCAGGAUGAGGAGAAUCGGACGAAAUGGAGGGAUCGCAUCAUGUUCGAUCGUGAAACAGUCUGCUUGGCCAAGAAGGUGCAGGCUCAUUUCAUGGAGAUGGAGCGCUUGUCGCAGAAGGUGCACUCUGAGAUUGAGGAUGGCCCUUUUCCUACAGAAAUGGACGGCGCCGUGCCCAGUCCUCCCUCGCCCGCACAUCUGCUGGGUGCGGGAGACGAUCGGACGUGGUACGCGGUGAUGCUCUGGCUCCUCGCCUAUGAUCCCCAGCACGCCCUGGAUUUCGUCCAUGCCACCCACCACGCUCCCUAUCCGCCCCUCUUCGCCGUCCAGGACUCCCUCCUACACCUCGCCUACAUCUUCCACAACAACCCGGAUGCCCGCGUCAAGCAGCAGAGGCUGAAUCGACUGGGACACGUCGUCACCCUCCUCGCCCACCGUACCGAUGGCCAAUACCUCCGUCUCCCCCAUGGCACGCUGGCCUGGCUCAUGCCCGCCAUGCGCCCGGAACAGCUGCUCCGAUUAUGGGAGGCCGUCCGGGAGCACCGCGUGGACAUCCAUUGGAAUACCCUCCUCCACUUUGCUACCCGUCUCGCCCAUGCCGAUUACCUCGAUCAAGCAUUGCAUGCCCUAUCCGAAGCCCAGGCACAAGGCGCGCCCUCCACCGCAACCUUCUUCCUCUCCACCUGCUCCACUCUCCUUCGCUCCGCCAUGCGCCAACCAUCCGGCAUGAGAGUCGGUCUCCGCAUGGUAGACAGUCUGGUCGAAAUGGGCGUAGCCCUCGACCUCCCCCUAUGCAACAUCCUCAUGCUGAACGCUGUCGAGGCCCACGAUCUCACCACUGCCUGGUCCAUCUACCGUUCUCUGCCCGGCUAUGGAUUGGAAGCGAAUGACCGCACAUUUGCCGUUCUGCUCAAAGCCUGCAAAAUCAACCUCGACGAUACAGACAUGCUGAAUGAGACCAUCCGCAAUGCAAUCGCUCAUUCAGAUGUCAAAAGCCAUCCCAUCCUCGCUGCCGACAUCCUCAACACCCUCGCCCUCCACCAUACGAGACACCAUCCAGAAAUGGCUUUUCAAACCCUCGCAGACGCCUACUCUCAACUCUUCGACACCACUCCCUUGAGUGACCUCGGCAUUCUUCCCCCGCCGUCUCAAUCGGCAAGGUCGGAGGAUAGAAUGCAACCCACUCGUGGCGCCAUCGGAGUCAUGUUGAUUACCCACCUCCACCACCUCUUCCUCCAAACCCAGUCUCACACCCAACCUCAUGCUCUCUACCGUCGCUAUCGUGCCCUCGUCGCUUCUCGCGUGGCACCCUGGGCCGACACCAUCGACGAGGAUUACAUUCCCAACGCCUUCCUUGUAGCCCUCACCAAGACCAAAGCCGGCCUUCUCCCCGCUGCAGCAAUCAUCAAGGACAUGCAACGUCAUGCUCCUGAUCACGUCGGUCCGAGGCAGUGUGAGCCCACAGUCCAAACCUGGACAAUCCUCAUGCACGGAUUUCAAAAGCACGGCCAGAUGAAAAUGGCCGAGCAAGUCCUCCAAUACAUGAGGAGCAAAGGCGUGGAACCCGAUCAAGUGACAUGGAAUGUAUUGGUGGAGGGGUAUGCAAUCUCCCGGGAUUCCGAGGGUGUGGACAGCAUAUUGCAGAGGUUGAGGGAAGAGGGCGUGGGAUGGGAUCAAUUCACGACGAGCUCCGUGAGGAAGUUCAAGUCACAUUCUCAUGGGAAGGCGGAAAGCAUGCUGAAUCCUUCCUGGAGAGCAGGAGAUCAGCAGAGGGAAUUGGAUUUCACGCAGGAUUUGAGGGAGGGCAUUGGGAGGAGGUUUGUUGAGGGGGAAAAGUCAUCACGGGUCGGCGAAGCCGGGAGCAGGGAAAGUGGCAAUACGGAAGUCAAGGAGGGAACAUAUGCUCUGAUUGUAUAG